AAAAUCCGGUCUUUUUAUUUCGUUGCGUGUCGGGGCUUGGUUGCUCGCAGGGAAACUGUGAAAAAUGACUGAAACUUUGAAGCUCAGGGGUACCCUUUGUGGCCACAAUGGCUGGGUUACCCAAAUUGCUACAAACCCGAAAUACCCUGACAUGAUUUUGUCUUCUUCCCGAGACAAGACCCUUAUCGUGUGGAAGUUGACCAGAGACGAGACCAACUACGGUGUGCCUCAGAAGCGUCUGUACGGCCAUUCUCACUUCAUCUCGGACGUCGUGUUGUCUAGCGAUGGAAACUACGCUCUGUCCGGCUCGUGGGACAAGACCCUGCGUCUGUGGGAUCUUGCUGCUGGCAAGACCACCAGGCGGUUCGAAGACCAUACAAAGGAUGUCCUCUCGGUGGCUUUCUCUGUUGACAACCGUCAAAUUGUCUCUGGCUCCCGCGACAAGACUAUCAAGCUGUGGAACACCCUUGCUGAGUGCAAGUACACAAUCCAAGAUGAUGGCCACAGUGACUGGGUGUCCUGCGUCCGCUUCUCACCCAACCAUGCCAACCCCAUCAUUGUAUCUGCUGGAUGGGACCGCACUGUCAAGGUUUGGCACUUGACUAACUGCAAGCUGAAGAUCAACCACCUUGGUCACUCUGGAUACCUCAAUACUGUGACUGUCUCCCCUGAUGGUUCUCUAUGUGCUUCUGGAGGCAAGGACAUGAAGGCUAUGCUGUGGGAUCUGAAUGACGGCAAGCACCUGCACACCCUGGACCACAAUGACAUCAUCACAGCGCUCUGCUUCUCUCCCAACAGAUAUUGGCUCUGUGCUGCAUUUGGACCUUCCAUCAAGAUCUGGGAUCUUGAAAGCAAGGAGAUGGUUGAAGAGCUCAGACCAGAAAUCAUCAAUCAGCAACAGAAUUCGAAGUCUGAUCCUCCUCAGUGCCUGUCCCUUGCCUGGUCUACUGAUGGUCAAACCCUCUUCGCUGGAUACUCUGACAACAUCAUCAGAGUCUGGCAGGUGUCAGUCUCUGCACGAUAAGAAGUGCAGGAGUGGUGGUUUCAUUUAUUUUUGUGCUGAAUACAUGAUACAAGUGAGGAUAAAAAUAAAUGGAAUUGUUAUAAGAUAA
This is a messenger RNA of Pectinophora gossypiella (pink bollworm), 1112 nucleotides long. RefSeq names its product guanine nucleotide-binding protein subunit beta-like protein (gene Rack1). Bases 65 to 1024 code for a protein of 319 amino acids. The transcript has 5 exons. Gene Ontology annotation, molecular function: translation regulator activity; protein kinase C binding; ribosome binding. Gene Ontology annotation, cellular component: nucleus; cytosol. The record is from RefSeq and is a predicted model, not a curated record. Gene Ontology annotation, biological process: positive regulation of protein phosphorylation; rescue of stalled cytosolic ribosome. NCBI's taxonomy places the organism in Eukaryota, Metazoa, Arthropoda, Insecta, Lepidoptera, Gelechiidae.